Messenger RNA from Juglans microcarpa x Juglans regia, 1953 nucleotides. Its product is annotated as malonyl-CoA decarboxylase, mitochondrial. The record is from RefSeq and is a predicted model, not a curated record. NCBI's taxonomy places the organism in Eukaryota, Viridiplantae, Streptophyta, Magnoliopsida, Fagales, Juglandaceae. The transcript has 16 exons. Gene Ontology annotation, biological process: acetyl-CoA biosynthetic process; fatty acid biosynthetic process; malonyl-CoA catabolic process. Gene Ontology annotation, cellular component: peroxisomal matrix; mitochondrial matrix. Gene Ontology annotation, molecular function: malonyl-CoA decarboxylase activity. The coding region runs from base 48 to 1649 and encodes 533 amino acids.
AGAAAAAUUAUACCUUCUCUCUCCCAAUGAACACCAUUGAAUAAAGCAUGAACAAGAAGGGUUUGGCCAUUUUGAUGCGAACCAGAAUGAGGCCGAACGAUCGUACCAAGCUCUCUCUAUCUCCUCUCUCUAAUUCUCAAGGAGAUCCGCAAGGAAAUCAAUCCAUUGGACGUAUUAUAAAACACGCACCGGUCGAAGGAAACGAAAAGCUCAGCACUGAAAGGGAAUUUGAGCUUGUACGUGAGUCGAUGCACUCGGCUAUAUCGAUGAAUAAAACAGAAGUUUUAGACGCGGUGCUUAAUGAUUUUUCUUCGGGUUAUUUUAGCCUCGAUUAUGAAAACCGCCGGCGAUUAAUUCUAGCACUUGCGAAAGAGUGUGAUCUUAAUAGGACACAAGUCCGUGAACUGUUAAAGCAAUAUCUCGGGCUUGAGCUACCUAGCGGCGAGGAUGCUCAAUUUAGUGGGCUAGAAGAGGAAGGCCUGCUCUCAGCUUUCUAUCGUAUUGAGCGUAAUUUGAGACAUGCUCUCAAGCCGUUGUACGAGGUUCUCUUUGAGCGUCUCAACACACACCCUGGAGGGUUGAGGUUCUUGUCCAUUCUUCGAGCAGAUAUUCUUUCCAUUCUCACAGAGGAAAAUAUUGCAUCUUUGCGAGCAUUGGAUUCCUAUUUAAAGGAGAAACUUAGUACGUGGCUUAGUCCUGCUGCCUUAGAGCUUCACCAAAUUACAUGGGAUGAUCCUGCUUCUUUGCUGGAGAAAAUCGUGGCUUAUGAGGCAGUGCAUCCAAUCAGCAAUCUUAUAGAUCUAAAGAGGAGACUGGGUGUUGGUCGUCGUUGUUUCGGAUAUCUACAUCCGGCAAUACCUGGUGAACCCCUCAUUUUCAUUGAAGUUGCACUUCUGAAGAAUGUGGCUCAAACAGUACAGGAAGUUUUGUGGAAUGAACCCCCAAUACCUGAAUCUGAGGCUACCUGUGCAUUAUUUUACUCUAUAUCAUCAACUCAGCCUGGCUUAUCGGGGAUCAACCUAGGGAAGUUUCUUAUUAAACGUGUGAUAACACUGGUGAAAAGAGACAUGCCGCAAAUAUCUACAUUUGCAACUCUCAGCCCCAUCCCUGGUUUCAUGCAAUGGCUCCUAUCUAAAUUGGCAUCUCAAUCAAAGUUUGCUGAAGCAGAAGAUAUGCCACAGUCAUCAGCAGAUAGAUGUAGUUCCACUUUCCGGGAGAACAUACUUGAACCAGAGGAGGAAAAGGCGCUUAUGGAUUCCUCUAUGGGUAUUGCAGCUGGGACAAAUGGCAUGGAAGUGAUGUUGAGUUUGCUGACUUCAACAAACCAUGAGUGGACCAAUUCGGCUGAGUUUCUUUCCAUAUUAAAACCCCCUUUAAUGCGACUGUGUGCCAGGUACUUUCUGCAAGAGAAGAAAAGAGGAAAAGCUUUGGAUUCUGUUGCAAAUUUCCACUUACAAAAUGGAGCGAUGAUUGAAAGAAUUAAUUGGAUGGCAGACCGAUCAGAAAAAGGUCUUCAUCAAAGUGGGGGCAUAAUGGUAAACUAUGUAUACCGGCCAGAGAAUAUCGAAGAGUUUGCUCAGUCAUAUUUCAGCAAAGGGCAUAUCCGUGCUUCAGCCGCCCUCCAUCAGUAUGUUCAGGUAAUAUGUUGAGCCGUUGAAGGAAAAUGAACAAAGAACGGAUUCGGAGGCUUGCUGAAGAGAUUAUGAGUAUAUUUUUGUUUUGAGGUAUAGAUGAGUCUUUGUUAGCGUUGAGGAGAAUAUUAGCAAAUUUAUUUCCUUGAAUAACAGACUCAUCUAAAAAGCAGCCAAUGGUUUAAUAUUUUGCCAUUGACCAAGACUUGGUGGAAGACAUUUGCAUUGCUUCCCCAUUAUGUAAAUAAAUGUCUUAAGUGUGUAUAUACAAUAUAUGUAUGGACAUCAAGCAGCUAUUAAUAGUAAUCAAUCAAGUUCUCUA